AUGUCGACCCACGGCCAAGUCCAGACGACGCACCUCGCGACCGUGACCGGCGCGUUUGUUCUUUGGGCCGGAGGUGUCCUGCUCGCCCUGGAAACCGGCCAGGAUGCCGUCCUCAUGGCGCUGGGCGUGGCCCUGCCCGGCACGACCCUGGUCAUGAUGGUGCUGGUGCUGGCCCUGACGGUGAGAGAGAGGGGCCGAGACCCGGGACUCCCGGCUCCGGUGCAGCACAAGUGCACGGUUGGGGAUAUUGCGGCUCUCUUGAAGUAUCUGGAGGGACGGAAGCUGUGA
Purpureocillium takamizusanense is the source of this 288-nucleotide messenger RNA. RefSeq lists its product as uncharacterized. The transcript has a single exon. The coding region runs from base 1 to 288 and encodes 95 amino acids. Lineage: Eukaryota; Fungi; Ascomycota; Sordariomycetes; Hypocreales; Ophiocordycipitaceae. The record is from RefSeq and is a predicted model, not a curated record.